ACACAGAAAAAAAAUCAACAAAUUUCAGAAGAUCCGAAGAAGAAACGAUGCCUCUGAGUGCGACAAUGGUCGGAGCUUUAUUGGGUCUCGGAACCCAGAUGUACUCCAACGCCCUCCGCAAGCUCCCUUAUAUGCGUCAUCCAUGGGAGCAUGUGGUGGGUAUGGGACUUGGUGCUGUGUUUGCGAACCAGCUUGUGAAAUGGGAUGUGAAGCUUAAGGAAGAUCUCGAUGUGAUGCUUGCUAAAGCCAGAGCUGCUAAUGAGCGCCGUUACUUUGAUGAAGAUCGGGAUUAGUUUUGCGUAAUCUUUGAAGUCUUCAGAAAAGAAUAUCUUUCCCUGAAGUCAUCGCAAGUGCUUGUUUUGUUUGAUCUUCCCUGUAAAAGCGUUUCUUCUCCUUUUCUUUAGAGCUAGUUCUCUUUGACUUCAGCUCUGGAGUUCUUUUCAUUCUCUGUUUUCGAAUAUGAACCUAAAGAUUUGUGUGUUUCACAAUCUUAAUCUGUUUGUACCUGGGUAAUAAUGGCGAAAUGAUAAACCUUGCAGUUCUUU
This is a messenger RNA of Arabidopsis arenosa, 545 nucleotides long. The record is from the annotation of a GenBank genome assembly. Lineage: Eukaryota; Viridiplantae; Streptophyta; Magnoliopsida; Brassicales; Brassicaceae.